Messenger RNA from Haliotis rubra (blacklip abalone), 7469 nucleotides. RefSeq names its product protein mesh-like. NCBI's taxonomy places the organism in Eukaryota, Metazoa, Mollusca, Gastropoda, Lepetellida, Haliotidae. The transcript is spliced from 18 exons. The record is from RefSeq and is a predicted model, not a curated record. Bases 585 to 3824 code for a protein of 1079 amino acids. Gene Ontology annotation, biological process: cell-matrix adhesion.
GACGUCACGGCAAUGCGUGCACUCGCACAAUUCAGAUGGGGAACCCUUUUCGCUUGUGUGGUAAAUAACAGUGAAUAUCUCGCGAUCAGGGCCACGGAUUUUCACGAAAUUUUACAGUUAGCUCGGGAAUAGUUGUCCAACCCCACCGAGUUACUUUCCUGAUGAUGCUGAUGCCCUGGGGGGCCAGGCGAAGCGACCACACCCAGCAGAGCACGGAACUCUACAUUUGCGCUGACCCAUAUUCAACCGGCUACGAAUGUGGACUAGCAAAAGGCGCUUGAAUAGGCCUUUUCACCAAUGAUCGCUUGUAUUGGCACGGGAAUAACGGAUGUACAGCGAGGAUAAGACAGGUUGCGGCACGAGAAGUGUGUAUGAGACAUCCAGUCAUUUCUCCUUCUCUCUAUCGGAUAGACAGAGGACGGGAGCCUGAUGUCUCGACUGUCCAUCGUCUCUGACGAACAGCGACACCGGCCGAAAACGAAGGAUAUAUUUUUUGAAACCAGUCGACAUGAGAAAACAUAGAACCAAUUCAAGAUGUAAAUCCGUGUCGACUUUCUGUCUUUUCAUGCCAUCCUGUGAGUAUAAUGUGUUCAAAUGUCUGGAGAACAGGCAUCAGUCGUACUGGGAUAGUGCUGUAUGUGAUUCUCAUCGUCUCGUGGGUACUGGUGAUCAGCGCAGGGGUGGGAGCCCUACCCCUCUCUGACUUUUACCCCUUCAAUACCAGUGCCGGGGACAGACUGACAGAUGACAGUGAUGAUGGGGGGUCAGGAUCUAUCAAAAUCGGAGUCCCCUUCCCUUUCUUCAAUCGUAGUCACGAUAAGAUUUUUGUAAAUAACAAUGGAAUAAUAUCAUUUCUGGACCAGCUUAAAACGUAUAGACCUGAAGAUUUCCCCUUGGAUUCCGAGACGCCAAUUAUUGCUCCCUUCUGGGCUGACGUGGAUGUGCAAGUUGGUGGUAAAGUGUGGUAUCGUGAGUCUACUGAUUUCCGACUUCUUCAUAAAGCUACGACUGAAAUAAAGACAUACUUCCCUGGUCUGAGAAGGUUCCGUGCUCAUUGGAUGUUUAUCGCAACCUGGGACAAUGUUGGCUUUUACGGUGCUUCUCAAGAAGGCAGGCAAAAAAGAAACACAUUCCAAGCAGUGCUGAUCACUGACGUCCUGCAAUCUUUCGUCAUCUUCAACUACAAUAAGAUCGAGUGGACGACCGGCUCCAACAGCGGCGGGGUGACCACGACGGGUCUCGGAGGGAGUCCUGCCCAGGCUGGAUUUAACGCCGGUGACCGGAAGACAUAUAUGGAAAUUCCGGGGGCGCGGAAACAUGCCGUCCUAAACCUCACUCUGACAAGCAACGUCGACAUCCCGGGUAAAUGGGUAUUCCGGGUCGACUCUGCUACUAUACAAGGAAGCUGUUCAGAUAAAGGUAGCGGAAAAGUGCUUGUUUGGCCCAAUUCAGGUCAUGUCCUUGGAGGUCAGAGGAUCUUCCUGUCUGGUCCGUGUUUUCAUGAAGGUGACGAUCUAUUGGCUCGUUUUGAUGACGUCAACAUCACAUUCCCAUGCAGUUACUAUUCAUCAGCUCGCGCGCGGUGCAUCACACCAACCGUCUUUCGGACAGGCCCUCUUUCCCUGUCACUGAAUAUAGAUGAUGGUGGUUGGAACUACACAGGCACAUAUACUACAAUGAACAUAGCUCAGGUUCAACCCAAAGUUAAACGCUUGGACCCCAUGAAGUGGUUCGUGAAUCGUUCCGUGAAUAUAUCCUGGGAUGCUUUCAGUUUUCCGUCCGGUAACAUUACCAACAUCACUGUGGAGGUUCUAGAAUAUAAGAAAGUCAACGGGACGCCCUCCCUGAGAAGGGUAGUGAAUUAUAUCGACGUCAACCAGUCAUCGAGGUCCUUGUUUCACUUCAAGCUUCAAAAUAUCUCAACGGCAGCCAUAUUGAAAGUUAGCGGCCAAGAUAACGAGAAUAACGGGUCUGCAAUGGCGAUAUGGUCAGACGUGUUCCCGGCAAGAUGGCCAAGCCCUUCAGUGUCUGCCGGAUGGUGCCGGGCUUGGAUGGACAAGGAGGGGCGGGGUCUGAACCUGACACAGAGGGAGCCCUGUCCGUGCACGAGGAACCAGGCUGAUGGGGACACAGGGAGGUACCAGCCUGACCCCUUCUGCAACCAGAACUCGAAGGACCCAAUAGAACGUAGUUGUUUGUACAGAGGAGGGGCGACGGAUUGUAUCAUGUCAAAUUAUCAGGGGUCUUCAGAAGGCAGCCAAGUUUGUUGUUACGAUGCAGAUGGCGAGUUGUUGAAUGCUCAGGGGCUGAACGGCGGCGGCACUGUAGGGCGAUAUCAUUACAGAUCUCAGAGCGACGACGUCGUUGCUUUUUUCUCGUAUUUUGACCAAGAUGUGCUUCCAUACACCCACUGUUGCCAAUAUUCACAGACGCACUGUCGGGAGUUUCUAGCUUACCAUCGACCACCGGUUAACUGUGCCGGGUAUUCACCACCGUCAGCAGCCCAGGCAGCUGGGGACCCCCAUUUAGUAACGCUGGACGGGAAGGGGUAUACAUUCAACGGGGAGGGGGAGUUUGUGUUGUUAGAGGAUGACAACAGCAGCGUUGUGGUUCAAGUCAGGACAGCUCGAGCCAGGGACACUAAUGACGAGCUGCAGAACGCGACGAUGUUCACGACAGCGGCAGUGACGAUACGUAACGUCACUGACAUAUUGGAGGUUCGUCUCGACGAAGAAGACAUUGUCCAAUUCCUGGUCAAUGGAAUAGAACGUGACCUCACUUCAUCUACCUCAGAAUUUAACGGACUUACAGUGUAUCGCAACAACACGAGCAACAUCACGGCAGAGGUGACGGUGGUCGUCAACCCAGCCGGGGUAUCGGUACUGAUGCAGGCGACAGACAAACUCUUAAACAUCAUGGUGAUGGUUGGAUCACAGCAACUCAAAGGAAGAUUACGAGGGUUGCUAGGCAACUUCAACGGUAACGCGAAUGAUGAUUUUGUGUGCCGCAACGGAACAGUACUGCCACCUAAUGCCACAAUGGGGCAGAUCCACUACGACUUCGGGAUAACGUGGUCUGUUCUGGAUGAUGAAAAUAUUUUAUCACCGUUACUACGUCCAGAGGACACGGGCGAGACGCUGAAGCCAGUGUUUAUAGAUAGUAUAGACAAGGAGAACUUGCGUAACGGAACGGAGGAAGUGUGUGGUGGCAAUGAACAAUGUAGAUUUGACUAUCAGGUGACUGGAGACGCCGAGAUUGCCAUGAGUACGAAAGCGUUUAGUCAAAGAUUCGAGGAGAGAAGGAAUAGCAUCAAACCAGUGGUGAGGUGCAGUUACCUGGAUACCAUCGCCAACGGCAACCGGACCGUGUCUGGCUACACGGAAGGGGCAACGGCGGAAUUUGUGUGUGAUGCAGGGUACGAACUCAAGUUCGGGGACGCACAACUGGUAUGCCAGACUAACAGCAAGUGGAGCGGGACAGCGCCGGCCUGUGUCGAGGAAGUGAAGGUCCCGAACACGGUGUCGCCAACCACGCUGAUUUUCAUUGGUGCAGGGACCGCUGGCGGUGUCGUCGUCAUUAUCCUAGUUGUAGUUGUGUGUGUGUGUACUUGUCGGUCUUCAAGGAAGAAGAGGUCCUCGGAGGAGGGAUCGACAAGAGAAGAUGUAGAACUUCCCCAUAUUUUCCCUCCCUCACCUCACAUUCCAACAACAGUUUUUGCAAAUGAAUACUUUUUGCAAAGUUUGCACAAGUUAGCCGACAGCGGGGCCUUCAGGAUACCCCGACCCACGUAUGUUGAUCCCACUAUAUAUGAAGAAUAUUUCUAGUCGGACAGUAGACGUUCCCGUCACCCACGUGCACGUAGUGACCCGAGCGUGACCUUGGCAACAUGUGUGUGGACACUGAACACGUGCUGAACACGUUGCAAACAGACACUGAUAGUGCAUCUGAUGAAAGGGCGUUCUACAAUGAAUGAGUGUAUCAUAAACAAUGAACUGAAAACAAAGGCUGUAUAUAUGUGAAUUUCUCAACUUUCCUGUAUAUAAGAGUACGAUUUUCUAGUCAUAAUGCAACCAGUGCUUUCCUAGAUAUUGCAGUGUGAUUGGAUCAAACUCAUGUGAAGGCUGCACGUGACAACGUGCGUCACGUGACCGGUGCUGACUGUGGUCAAGGCUGUGCCCUGACCUUGGUCACCGUAUGCUCUCAUUCGUCUUUCCCGUUUUAAUAUUCACACGCUGACCUUGACCUGAAGGAAACUACUUUGUGAAUGGAGAACUGAUGUAAAAUAAUUGUGUAAUUGUUUGUGUAGAAUGAAUAUGUGGUGUGCAUUGUCGGCAUAUUAUGGAGACUCCGUGGUGCGAGUAUGCUUUGUAAGGUCGAAGGCAUACAGAAUGUUGCAAUGUUUCUGUCAGCCGUGUGACAGGGGUGUAAGGACCUGCAAGAAACAGAGAGACCUCUUUCUGCGCAGAUUACGCAGAGCGCGUAACUAUUCAACGCAACCUCAGAAAAUAACCAGCCUGAAUUAAUCCACCGGAGCAGAUUUCAUUGGGCAUAAACCAGAGGCUACAAUAUGAAUGGAUGAUUGAAAAUCGGUGCAGACACCAGGUGUUCGGUCAACGUAACCGCAAUUUCAACACUAUGUUGUAUACGUAUUUAUUAGUCAUACGGGCAUCAAUAAUAUCACUGGCUACCUGAAUGUUUCUUCUAAGUCUUUGAUAAUAUUUGCACAUUGGUCUAUUAUUCAGUUAUGGUUAGAUACUCAUGGUUAGAUAAUCAUGGAGUAUAGAUUUGACUCGUUAAGCAGUUGGCACAAUGAAUUCCCACGAAAAUACUUGUAGGAAAGUACUCAACUGGACCUAUAUGAGUUCUGUGUGUUAUGAUUCAAUGUUUGUGGAUAACACCUGUGUUUGUGUUCAUUAGAUAAUGAUAUAUAGUUUAUUACAUCAUAGAUUAUCAAAUGAGACUAGAUUGCCCUCGAAAUAUAACCAACUAAAUAUGUGUAUACGUCACACGUCAACGCUAGAGAAUCCCCCCGAAACAGAUUCCGAACUCAUGAAAGGCAAAGUAAAAAUUAUAUGAAUUGAAAAUCAGUGAAGACACCGGGUGUUCACAAAAGUGCUGGAAACGUUUCGUUUGGCUUUUAUUUUGCCAGUGGAACAAAUUCCACCCCCCGGAAGUUGCGGUUACCGUGGUUACAGGCUAUGGUCCGUGGUUACAGUCUGUAACAAGACUUUGUUGCUGGUAUGUUGUUAUGUACCUCAUUGUAUUCCCGAAGAUAACAACUGAAGAUAGAUGGAUUCCUCACGGCUGUACUCGUCCAUGUAUUACAACACUGUCACAACAGAUCUAGAGUUACGUCAGGCACUUUCAGAUUCCAACGUUACGAAUUGUGUUACAGAUCUUUCACAGAAUUUCCAUGAAUUGUAGAGCAACAUUAUGAUGUUUCUGUUGUUUAUAUUGUUACUGCUAUUCCAGAAAACAUCAAAUUCAGAAUAUUUAGUAAUUGUAUGUCGCAGGUUUUUAUCAUCUUAGGUGAGUGAAUGAGUGAGUAUAGUUUUACGCCGCUUUUAGCAAUAUUCCAGCAAUAUCACGGCCGGGACACAACAAUGGGUUUCACACAUUGUACCCUUGUGGGGAAUCGAACCCGUUCAUUCGGCGUGAUGAGCGAACGCUUUCACCACUAGACUACCCCACCGCCCCUCUCAUCUAAAGAUCCCAUCGGUCUCAUGUUUCGUACCUCGUCAUCUUCGUAUCCAUUGCAGCAUUUAUUUCUUUCACAGUUUCAUCUCAACAUCAUAAUCGUGCAUCGUUGUAUACCUCCGUACUAGCCUUUGUUCGCGCAAUAAUAUUAUGGUGACGCUACUGUCAGGAUAAUGACCACUUAUUGGAAUGUAUCUCGUCAACUGGAAAUCAAUUUGACAUAAUUCUUCUUUUGGAAUCGCAAACAUGACACCUCUAAGAUAGGAAGAGGUGAUCGAUGUGACGUAAUGUCUUCAGGGAGAGUUCAAUAACUAUAAUAUUAAGACUUAUUUACAUAAUUGGUAUCAUGUGCAAUAUUUAAGACCAAAGACGGGAAAGAUAACCUUUUUUGCUCAUGGAGUGAUAAGUCGUACAUGUAGGAGAAAGACUUCAUAUUUAUCAAUCUGACGUCAGGCCAUGAAAACAUUGUUCCUCGCCCGAAUGCAUUUUCAACUGAUACUUGCUUUCCCUCUUUUUUAAUCAGUUGAGCCGCCAUAUCGCUGGAAUAUUGCUGAGUGCGGCGUAAAACUAAACUCACUCACUCACUUAAUCAGUUGAGAGGAAUUACGCUAGUCACCAUGGCGGAGUCUUCAUGUGGCGGCAAGGAACGAUAACUCUUACUUAAAACUCCGGACAACCUUCACGUUGAUUGAAUCGAUGUUUUACUGGUCAAGAUCAAUUGUCUUUUUAUUAAUUUCAGAAGAAGCGUUUCUUGUGAGAAACAUAUUUCAUACUUAUUUAGAAUUAUUUUACCAUUUUGCUCAUUGUAUAAUAAAUGUCACAACAAGCCAUUCUGCUGCUCUCACACUGAUAAACAUUGUACAAUAGGUUUUAGAGAUAAUUGCACACAUCUGCCUUAUAGACGAGAGACUUAUGGUUAUACUUCAAUUUCACAUUAUGCUUUGCAGGAGCCAUUUGUCUUUUGACAGUGUGGUUGAAAACUUUGUCAUUCUGUGUAGCUUUUGCCAUGAAAAUCUAUGUAUGUCAGUUUCUUAACCGCAUCUUGCUUUUUGCUCGUCAUAAUAGACAUGAAACCAGGACUCGAUGAUGUAAAUCUCAGUGGGGGCUCUUAACCAUUUAUCAGUUGGGCCCCAAACGAGAAUAUGUAAAGCAAAUUUUUAUUUUACUUUGUUGUACGAAUCGUCUGUGAUUUUUAUGGCCUGAAAGUCACAGUGAAUGGAAGAUGUAUGCUGACAGGAGUUUUGUCCCUUUGCACAUGAACGAUCCGUUUCCAUAGAUACAAGUCACGUGCUCUAGGCACAACGUGAGUGCUGGCGUCAUUUCUAUUUAUAGAACACUUCACGUGUUCACUGUUGAAUUCAGAACCUCUGUCUGAAUGGGACCCUGUUGAAUCUUGAAUGUGGGGAGUAACACCAGAUUAUAUACUAGUCUAGAAUGGUUAAGGAUCACCCGGUUUCUCCUAUUACUAUGUUUUAUCUCAUGCCAUAAAAGGUGAAUUAUAGUAAUCUGAAAGAUUAAAAAUGUUCUUACGUUUUCUUGAGUAGUAUAUGUUUAGGUGAUCAGGAAGCACUUCCCACAUUCAAUAUCUUACACCAUUUGACAGAAACGUUCCUAUGAAAAAAAACGUGCCUCCAUUUUACCUUGUUGUCUUAGAAUGCGAGGAGCCGUCAUUGUGUGCCUUAUCGUCAUCAGAGGUGACUGGCAAACUGGCUUAUUUAUUGAUUGUGUACAUAGUAUGCUCGACUGAAUUUGAAAUAAAAUAUGAAACAUUA